CAAAAAGUUUCGUUAAUAUUUGUGCUCACGCACCGAUUAAUUUUAAAUUUUAGAUAUUUAUAUACAUAAAUUGUGUCUCGUGUUUUUUCAAACUUUACCUGCGCUGUCAACCAUUUAGGUUAUAGGCUUUGCUGUUACCAAAAUAGAUUAGAAGAUUGCAUUUUGCCAGCCAGGUGUAUUUGUGCCAUUAUCUGAAUAUCUUCAUCAGUGCUGUUAUCAAACAAUAUUAGAAGAUUGCAUUUUGUCAGUAGGUGUAUUUGUGCAAUUAUCUGAAAAUCUUUAUCAGUGAUUGUAUUCGGAAUGGACACAUAGAGCAGCACAAGAAGGCGUUUUGUAUAAUUGUUUGGCCAUAUUGGAUUUUUUUGUCAUUUUAAAAAUACUUCGAAUUUAUUACAUUUGCUGCUGAAAAGUCAAUAAUAAGAUAACUAAAAACGUGAAACAAAAAGAGGUUUUUGAAAUUACAAAUGCCAAAUAAGAGUUCUCAUGUGUGUGGAUAAAGAAAAUUGAGAGAAGGCAUCUCACAGCUCUAAGUUAGAUCAUAACUAUUCUUCUGUUUCGUGUAAGAGUCUAGAAGUAUUAUAUUAUAGAAUAAUGGCGUGCGCAACCCUUAAAAGAUCGUCGGAUUGGGAAUCACCCCUGAAUCAGCGUCCACCAAAGCGUCGUCGUUGCAACCCCUACGGAACGCCUCCUCCUUCCAGCCAUAAUGCUAAUAUGAAAGUGGUUGAACCUAAGCCUUCACCAUUUGGAGAAAUUGAUAGCAAAUUAACUCCAGAAAAAAUGGCUGCUAAUAUUCGCGAAGAAAUACGUCGCUUGCAUAAACGCAAACAAUUGAAUUUCAAUCACAGUCAAAUGAAUUCGGAAUUAGAACAUCAUGAAGAUUCAGCAGGGUCCAGCUCUGGUUCAGAGAGCUGCAUGAUGAAUAUGUCUCCAGUGCCAAGUCCAGAAAGUCAAAACAGUGAAAUUGGCAUACAAAACAAUGAUCUGAACAUGAGACCAAAUUAUGGUAAAAAUCCAGAUAAGGCUCUGUUCACCUUUAAGCAGGUUGGUAUGAUUUGCGAAAAGAUGCUGCGCGAGAGAGAGAUUGAGCUUCGUGAACAAUAUGAUCGGGUGCUGACUGCAAAGCUGGCUGAGCAAUAUGAUGCUUUUGUUAAAUUUACUUAUGAUCAGAUUCAAAGACGCUACGAGGCCACCCCAAGUUAUCUUUCUUGAAUCAGUUUAGAGAAA
This is a messenger RNA of Ctenocephalides felis (cat flea), 1224 nucleotides long. Its product is annotated as akirin-like. Gene Ontology annotation, molecular function: transcription coregulator activity. Gene Ontology annotation, cellular component: nucleus; chromatin. The record is from RefSeq and is a predicted model, not a curated record. NCBI's taxonomy places the organism in Eukaryota, Metazoa, Arthropoda, Insecta, Siphonaptera, Pulicidae. The coding region runs from base 592 to 1209 and encodes 205 amino acids. The transcript is spliced from 4 exons. Gene Ontology annotation, biological process: positive regulation of innate immune response; positive regulation of transcription by RNA polymerase II.